This is a messenger RNA of Eremothecium cymbalariae DBVPG#7215, 663 nucleotides long. RefSeq names its product Aim36p (gene AIM36). Lineage: Eukaryota; Fungi; Ascomycota; Saccharomycetes; Saccharomycetales; Saccharomycetaceae. The transcript has a single exon. The record is from RefSeq and is a predicted model, not a curated record. Bases 1 to 663 code for a protein of 220 amino acids.
AUGUUUCGCUCAGUUAUAUCCACAUCUUUAAGAUCGAGGAUAUUGAAUGGAUGUGCACGUUCUUUUAGCAUGAAAGUGCAAAAAAAAGAUGAACCACCAAGUUUCAAAAGCAUAGCCGUCGUUGCAGUAAUUGGGUCGAUCAUCUUUGUACAGGCUGUGAAGUCACUUGAAAAGACGAAGCCCAAAACCAACUAUUCCGAAAGUGAGUAUGUUAAUAUAAUACAAGGCUUAAAAAGAAAAGUUUCCAUUUUUAAAUCAGGAUAUCUCAAAGUCCAUUUGUUGAUGCCGGGAGUUCCAUUGAACAAGAUUGGCUCCAUGGAAAAUGCCAAAGUUAUAAAUCCAGCUGAAGUAGUAGAACACUAUAGGAAUAUCCCGGAUGAUAAGUACGAGGCAUUAUUAAACAACUUGCAUGAUACUUAUGGUGAAGAAUAUCUACAAAAGUUGCCAAAUGGUGCACUAGUUAUGUUAUUAGGAAGGUACAUGAAAGAAGUGUGCCAUGAGGGUGAUGAAGUUUAUAUCAAGAAUUUCCCAGAAACUAUUAAGGACGCAAUUAAAUUUGAAAACGAGGUCUGCGUGGUUUCUUCUGUUCUCACGGACAAGGGCAGUGAGGAUUCUCCGGUGGUUAAAUACUUCCAGACAGUUAACAAAGUAAACACUGUUUAA